AUGAAUGAAAAAAAGUAUAAACUCAAAAAUACCGCUGCUAGUAAAGUGAAAGAUGAUUCUUUCAAUUGUCAUUUGUCCAAAAUUGACGCGUCUGAAACGUACUUACUGAAAAUAAAGACAUGGAGCCCCGGGAAAAGAUCACAGUGUUUUGUUACGUUUUAUCGUCACACGAAAAGCAAUAUAUCUACGAUUCAACGCAACUCAAAUUCCCUUCGAACGCGAUUAUCUUGUUCGCACAACUCAUUGACUGACUCGAUAAAGAAUAAAGCAGACGAUUCGAUAUUUAUAACGCAAGCGAUGUCCCACGAUGCUUUAGACGACAACAAAAUUCUUGAUUUUUACAACGUUCCUAUUGAUUCAGACAUCUACACAACGCCAAUCGAUUUGAUCAGGAAUACUUACAAUGCUGAAACCUCUUUGUAUCGAAAUCAGAAUGAAGCGUCACAGAGGAAUAGUUGGAACAAUUUACUAAACUGCAGUGAACAGAUUAAUUCCAUUAAUGAGCGUAGAAACAUUAAACCCCAAAUUAUUAUCGACAGAAAAUCGUCAAAAUCCGCUGAUAAACAUAGUAGUGAUAUAACUGAUUCUAAGCGUAACGCUAUAUCCCACGAGAUACGUACUCAGUGCAAAAAGUCAAACUUUUCAGUAAAUCUUAAGCAAAAGUUUUGUAACAUAUUUCGUGUAAGCCGACAACAACAUCAUAAAUCGUUUUUGAGCAACAAACGAUCGAUCGUUUCUAACCGCACUAAAGAAAAUGUCUGCAUCAAGGAUAAAACCGAAAAUACGAUUUGCAAAAAAUUGAAUACCCCUCGGAAACUACCACCUCUUCCUUCCAAUGAAACUGAUUUAAGGUAUUUGAUGGGAGAUACCAGCGAUCAGAAAAAACGGACAAGCGAAAGAAGCACGUCGAUGGACUUUACUGCAAGCAUAGAAAAAGUUCAAGAGUUUGGUUGGUAUUGGGGUCCAAUAACUUCGGAAGGUGCCGAAAAAAUAUUGUCUAACGAGCCGGAUGGCAGCUUUCUAGUUAGAGAUAGCUCGGAUGAUCAUUAUAUAUUUUCUCUAACUUUCAAAUUAAAUGGCACGGUACGACACGUAAGAAUAGAUCAGGAUCAAGGAUCCUUCUCAUUUGGUUCUUGUGCUAAAUUUAAAUCACGAACAAUUAUGGAAUUCAUUGAAAAUGCAGUAGAACAUUCUAGGAGUGGGAGAUAUUUAUUCUUUCUUCAUAGGCGUCCAGAAUAUGGCCCCAUGCGUGUUCAAUUAACUAAACCAGUAUCACGUUUUAAGCAUGUGCAGAGUUUGCAACAUAUAUGCAGGUUUGUCAUUCAUAAAACAAUCAAGCGAAAAGAUCUUAUACAAGCUCUUCCAUUACCUAGAAGAGUAUUGGACUAUUUAUGUUAUAAAAAUUGUCUUUCGGAGCGUACUGAGGCCGAUGUGCUAAGCAGCCUGGAAAAACCAAAUAUUGUUCCUCGUUAGAUUGGAAAUGUGAACCUCUCUUUUCUGAUAUUGAUAAUGAAAUAUAAUGUAAAAAUAAUGAAACUAAUAAAAAAUUUAAAACUCAUAAA
Anopheles nili is the source of this 1562-nucleotide messenger RNA. RefSeq lists its product as uncharacterized. The coding region runs from base 1 to 1473 and encodes 490 amino acids. The record is from RefSeq and is a predicted model, not a curated record. Gene Ontology annotation, cellular component: phosphatidylinositol 3-kinase complex. Gene Ontology annotation, biological process: intracellular signal transduction; phosphatidylinositol phosphate biosynthetic process. NCBI's taxonomy places the organism in Eukaryota, Metazoa, Arthropoda, Insecta, Diptera, Culicidae. Gene Ontology annotation, molecular function: 1-phosphatidylinositol-3-kinase regulator activity. The transcript has 6 exons.